AUGAGCGCAGACUCACCACAACCAAGCAGAGUCAAUCCAGCUAGUGCUCCAAACUCUCCUGGAAUUGAGCGUGUGGAGGUUGCUUUCCCGCAUGAUGAGGAAGGUGUCUCCACUCUGAUUGGAUAUUGCGACAAGGGCGAGUUGCCUGUAAAGUUUGGACGAGAUGUUUCCUUGGAACAAUACAAUGACUGGCUUCUGAAUUCAGAAACGGGGCUUCGAGUUUCCUAUGAUGUUGAGGAUCGCUGUGUGCUCCUUCGAGAAGGUUGCUACGAUUCCCAUGGUACCACUCGAUUGGCUCUUUACGAUGCGCUGAAGGUUGCCUUCCCGGCCUUUCAGGUUUGCCUGGGGCAGAUUCAGACAGCAGCUGGAGCUCAAAACAUUACUCCUGAUGUUAAAGUUAUCGGCAACAUGCCUGGCUUUCCCCUUCUGGUGGAAGUUGGACAGUCACAAGAUGAGAAUGCUCUCAACACCCGUGCCAACCUCAUACUUUCGCAUGUUCCAGGAGCAGAGUGCGUCAUUCUCAUCAAGAUUUUUGAUACUACUACUGCUGAGAAUGGUCGAAUGAUGGCUUGGUGUGCCACACACAAUGCCAUAGGCAAUCUUGUCACCACGGGAAUCGUGGAAUUUGGCCGCGUAGGCCCAGGAGGAGCUGCAAGAAAUGCAUGGGUCACGGGCACUCCACCACCGGUUCUGGCCAUCCCCUCGACGGCGAACAUUCCAGCAACAAAUCUACCAUUGGAUGGCAUCUUGAUGACAUUACGACGCUUUAAUGGAAGGUGUUGGCGUCACGGGAACCCUCCUUAG
Seminavis robusta is the source of this 804-nucleotide messenger RNA. The record is from the annotation of a GenBank genome assembly. Lineage: Eukaryota; Bacillariophyta; Bacillariophyceae; Naviculales; Naviculaceae.